Molecule: messenger RNA, 2064 nt
Organism: Cucumis melo (muskmelon)
Lineage: Eukaryota; Viridiplantae; Streptophyta; Magnoliopsida; Cucurbitales; Cucurbitaceae
Product: isoleucine N-monooxygenase 1-like
Exons: 2
Coding region: 21-1628 (535 amino acids)
Molecular function (GO): monooxygenase activity; heme binding; iron ion binding
Source: RefSeq, a predicted model, not a curated record
UAUUAUACAUAGAGAAAGCGAUGGAAGUUGCUUUGAUAUUCAUCACUCAAUUGAUAUACCAAAACUCUCAAAUACCCAUAACCUUGUUUUUUCAAUGUUAUAACCGCAUACGGAAACACUCAAACUUGCAACCACCUCUCCCACCAGGGCCAAAGCCAUGGCCUCUUGUUGGCUACCUCCCAGCAAUGUUGUCAAGCAACAACUUUUCAACGCACCAAUGGAUUCAUUCAAUUAUGAAGCAAUUCAAUAUUGAAAUUGCUUCCAUACACCUCAAAAAUACAUGCAUAAUCCCUGUCAUUUCUCCAGAACUCGCUCUUGAAUUCCUUCAAGCAUAUGAUUCUGUCUUUGGAUCUCGCUCCUCCAUUUCUGACGAUGUCGAUAUGUUAACCCGUGGAAGUGUCUCCACAAUAUUAUCGCCAACUGGACCCCAGUGGAGGAAGAUGAAAAGAAUUCUCACAUCGGAGAUACUCAAUCCAUCAACUAUCCAUCGAAUGCUUGGCCAAAGAACCUCUGAAGCCGAUACUCUUUUAUGCUAUAUUUUCAAUCAAACAUGUAAAAAUGGAGGAGGUGCAGUGAUUAACGUUAGAAGCAUAACACAACAUUAUUGUGGUAACAUCUUAAGAAGAAUGUUAUUCAAUAUAAGAUACUAUGGAAAAAGGAGGGAAGAUGGAGGGCCAACUUUUGAAGAAGAAGAACACAAUCAAGCAUUGUUGACCGUUGUUAGGUGUGUUAAUGCAUUUUCUAUAUCAGAUUUCAUUCCUUGUUUGAAGCCUUUUGAUUUAGAUGGACAUCAAAAAAUUCUGAAGAAUGCUUUGAAUGUCCUUCGAAAAUAUGACGAGCCGAUUAUAGAAAAGAGAGUGCAACAAUGGAGAAAUGACAAGAAAAUAAAAGGGGCAGAGGACAUUCUUGACAUCCUCAUUUCACUUAAAGAUGACAAUGGAAAUUUUUUGCUGUCCAUAGAAGAGAUCAAGAUUCUAAUCAUAGACGUACAACUUGCAACAGUAGAUAAUCCUUCAAAUGCAGUGGAAUGGGCAAUGGCAGAAUUACUUGAUCAACCAAAAGUUCUCGAAAAAGCUGUUGAAGAAUUGGAUAAAGUAGUUGGAAGAGAGAGAUUGGUUCAAGAAUCGGAUAUCCUAAAACUCAAGUAUCUCACGGCUUGUGUUAGGGAAUCUUUUCGACUUCAUCCAUUUUCACCCUUCAAUGUUGCCCAUGUGUCCAACUCUGACAUUGUAAUUGCUGGCUACUUUAUUCCUAAAGGAAGUGAAGUGUUGUUGAGUCGUUCAGGUCUUGGUCGAAAUCCAAGGAUUUGGGAAGAUCCAAUGAAAUUUGAUCCAGAACGUCAUCUAAAAGAUGGUACAGUUGAAUUGGGAAUUUCAGAACCCACUUUAAGAUUCAUCACCUUCACUAGAGGGAGGAGAGGUUGUCCUGGUAGCUCACUAGGAACUAACAUUACCAUGAUGUUAUUUGCUAGACUUCUACAAGGGUUUUCAUGGACUUUAUUGCCAAAAUUCACAAAGAUAGACUUACCUCAACCCAAUGAAUUAUCUCUAUCAAAGCCAUUGCAUUUGCAUGCAAAGCCACGUUUAUCUCAUGAUAUGUACCAAGGCUUUAUUGACCAACAAGCAUAGGCUACCUAAGAAACAGUGUCUACAAGAGAAAAAUAGGCAGUCAUUUUUUUUUCAUACAUAUGCUUGUGUGGUUAAUAUCACUACUAUAAAAUUGGAUUUACUUGAUGCUUUUUAAUUGUCAAGUAUUGGUUUACUUGACGCUUUUCAAUGUGUCAACUAAUCCAAUGUCAAGAAUAAGGAAGGUUUACUUGACAGUUUCUAAGUGUCAAGUAUAAUUAUACUUGACAUUGAAAAAACGUCAAGUAUAUAAUUAUGCUUGACAGUUUUUAUGCGUCAACUAAUCCAGUGUCAAGAAUAAGGGGGUUUUUAUUUUUGACAGGUUUACAUGUCAAGUAAAAUUAUACUUGACAGUUUAUAGGUAUUAAGUAUAUAAGAUUUGUUCAAAUAAAAAAUUAUGUAUUUUAAUAUAUCCAUAUAUUUUAUCAUUCACCUGUUU